This is a messenger RNA of Colletotrichum scovillei, 601 nucleotides long. Its product is annotated as mitotic-spindle organizing protein 1. The record is from RefSeq and is a predicted model, not a curated record. Gene Ontology annotation, biological process: gamma-tubulin complex localization; mitotic spindle assembly; microtubule nucleation by interphase microtubule organizing center. NCBI's taxonomy places the organism in Eukaryota, Fungi, Ascomycota, Sordariomycetes, Glomerellales, Glomerellaceae. Bases 297 to 527 code for a protein of 76 amino acids. The transcript is spliced from 3 exons. Gene Ontology annotation, cellular component: gamma-tubulin ring complex; interphase microtubule organizing center; centrosome.
UGGGCCCCAUUUCCGGUAGUUGCCCACUUUAGCCCAGUCAACCCCUGCCAUUAGUUCGCCCGGCGCGUCGGGGCCACUCUUCAGACGCGUUUUCCUAAUGGGCAACUUCGGCCCCUGCCGACUCUCUACCUUACUCUGUACGGAGUCCAACUAAGACACCCACCUCAAGCACCUCAGAGGCUGUCGUUACUCACUGAAGUUGAUUGGCCCCGCUCCCGUUAAACAAAGCGACGUCCAUUCAAUGACCUUCAUCUCACUCAUACAACCUCGCAAUCAGCAAUAAGAAUUAUACGAAAAUGCCCGCCGACGACCGAAGCGGGAAGCAAGCCGCGGCCCAGCAGGCUGUUGACAUCUUGCAUGAGAUCUCUACCAUCCUCAACUGCCACCUGGACCGCCGCACGCUGUCGAUCUGCAUUUCCAUGAUCGAGAAUGGCGUUAACCCAGAGGCCCUUGCCACCGUCGUGAAGGAGCUCAGAAAGGAAUCCCAGGAGGUCGACGCCCAAAUUGCAUCGCGGAGGCGUCAAUAAGCGUGUUGUAUUGAGAUGGGAGAGUCUGCUAUGAAAGUUACGACAAUGGGCAAGGAGGAGGAUGAUUCAUGGAC